GCGCUGGCAGCUGACAGCUGUUUUGACAGUCAAAGUAGAAAGAGAAAAAAAGUUGUGAAUUUAUUUUUCUGUGCAAAAAAGCAAAUUAUUGCGUUUCAGGGUGAUAUUUGAGUGCUGAAUUUAGUGUAUUUUGUGCAGAGAGUCGAUUGUUGUGUGAGACAGUAUGUCAUAUGCGUAUUUAUUUAAGUACAUCAUCAUCGGUGAUACGGGUGUCGGGAAGUCUUGCCUUCUCCUCCAGUUCACCGAUAAGCGCUUCCAGCCUGUUCAUGAUCUCACCAUUGGGGUAGAGUUUGGCGCCCGAAUGAUAACGAUUGAUGGCAAACAGAUUAAGUUACAAAUUUGGGACACAGCUGGACAAGAGGCAUUUAGAUCAAUUACUCGUUCGUACUACCGCGGAGCAGCUGGGGCCCUUCUGGUCUAUGACAUCACCCGCAGGGAGACUUUCAGCCACUUAACGACCUGGCUCGAGGAUGCUCGGCAACACUCCAAUUCUAAUAUGGUUAUAAUGUUGAUUGGAAACAAGAGCGAUUUGGAUUCGCGUCGCGAAGUUAAGAAGGAGGAGGGUGAGGCUUUCGCCAGGGAGCAUGGACUGGUGUUUAUGGAAACUUCUGCUCGUACGGCUGCAAAUGUCGAAGAGGCUUUCAUCAACACAGCGAAGGAGAUUUAUGAGAAAAUCCAGGAAGGCGUCUUUGACAUCAACAACGAGGCGAAUGGGAUUAAAAUUGGACAGCAACAUUCCCCAACAAGUCCAUCUUUGCCCGGAGGUGGAAAUCAAAGUGGCCAACCUGGAGGUGGUUGCUGCUAAACUGGGGAUUUUUCCGCCAGAAUUUUACUGGAAGAGUAAGACGGAAAGGUCUUCGAGGGACGUAAGAGGGCGUCUACGAGUAAAGAACAUCUUGACUGUGAGUGUAAUGUUUUCAUCUUUAUAUCCCCUUUAAAAUAAAUAAAUUUAUGAAUGAUUUAAGAAAGAGAAAAGUAAAGAAAAACUACAAAAUGAGACACUAGAACUUUUUUUUAAAAAAACAAAUAUUUCCACACAAAUUUUCAGCUCAGUGUUUCUUUCAAAGAAGAAAAAUAUAUUUAGAAAAAAAAAUCUCAAUGAAAAUGAUGAAAGAAUAUGGGGAUAAAUAAUCUAUAUAAACUAUGGACAUAAAAGUAUAAUUACAAUUAUAAUGGAUAAAAGAAAUAAUAUGGAAAAUAAAUGAAAAAAAAACUAUGACUUUAAUAUAAACUGUAUGGAAAGGAUACAAGAAUAAAAGUCAAAGGUAUAAGUUGUGUAUGUGACUUAUAAAUAUUAAAAAAAAAGAUAAUAUUAAGGAUUAUUCCUGGGUUUAUUUUUUUCAAUGCGUUUUUAGUAAAAAAAAAAAGGAAUUUUUUCAUAAAAGCGGUUGAAUCGGAUCACAUAAUUAAAAAAAAAGGAAAAAAAAAGAUGAAAAAUAAAUUAAAAUUUAAGUCAAAAAUUAAGAGAAAAAAUUAGUCAUAAUAUCAAGUGAUUGUAAAACUAAUAUAAUGAAAAAAAAAAUAUUUUCUAACUUUGUAUAGCGUGUGGAAAAUAUUUUUUAAACGUAUUUUCCUCCUCAAGACAGAGAAAAUAAUGAGUUUUAAUUAAAAGAAAAUGAGCUGCUUUCAUCACCAUCGUCAUUUC
Messenger RNA from Phlebotomus papatasi, 1645 nucleotides. RefSeq names its product ras-related protein Rab-2A (gene Rab2). The transcript has 5 exons. Bases 164 to 805 code for a protein of 213 amino acids. NCBI's taxonomy places the organism in Eukaryota, Metazoa, Arthropoda, Insecta, Diptera, Psychodidae. The record is from RefSeq and is a predicted model, not a curated record. Gene Ontology annotation, cellular component: Golgi apparatus. Gene Ontology annotation, molecular function: GTP binding; GTPase activity.